GAAACGCUACCUCGGGAGGUUAAAUGCCUGGAAUCCGGCCGCGGGCUUACACUCGGUGUGGCCGGUUACCAACGGAGCUGCUGGGCAAUUAGUGGAUGAGGGAUUCCCCAGAUUUUACUUGGAAUCUAAUACCGCCGCCAUCACACCUAACUGCUGAAGACGACGUCACGUGUGUUUUUUCUUUCUGUUGUGUUCUCAGUCUACGCGCUGGCACUGAUCCAUUCACCAAUCUCGAGAGUAUAAAGACCCCUCGCCUACUCAUAAUUUUCUUUUCCUCAAGAGUCUGGGCGGCGGUUUUGCAAAAUUAGAAAAAGCUAUCGCGUCAUGGUCGUCCCGUGCUCGGUGGAGGAUCAAAAUCGCCUCGACCCCUUUCUCGAUGGCCGGAGAAUCGUCCCAGAGUCCGCGGUUGUCCCAGUGAUGCCUCAACACUACGACCCAAAGACGGCCAGGAACAGGCUCCUUAAACCAAAGCCACAGAUCAUCAGGGAAAGAGACCUAGCUCCUCAUCAACCGGCUUUACGGCUCUUGCGCAUAGGGAACAUGUGGUGCUCGUCAUCACCAAGCUUUCUUUCCCCCCAACUCCCCAACGCACCUCCUCCGUAUCUUCUUUUCCAUCUGCUUUUUAAUCCCCACCACACCUCCCACACCAUGGCCUCUUGGACAUCAGACGUUGAUCCUCCAUCGGGUCAUUGUCUGACGCCGUUUACACGCUUGCACGCAAGACCGCAGCACCGCCCCUGUAAGAAGUCGCUUGCGUCUUCUGCUGCCCCUCGAAACCAUGUCCACCCAUGAAGAAAGAAAGAGCCCCUCCUGGCUGAGAAAGAUUUUAUACCCAGGAGAAGGUGGGCGACACGUGAUCUCAGGUAGUUCACGUGAUCUCAACCCCUUCCAUACCCACCCCUUAUCCUCGACUCGAAUUCGUCCUUUAG
Messenger RNA from Mytilinidion resinicola, 929 nucleotides. RefSeq lists its product as uncharacterized. The transcript is spliced from 2 exons. The record is from RefSeq and is a predicted model, not a curated record. NCBI's taxonomy places the organism in Eukaryota, Fungi, Ascomycota, Dothideomycetes, Mytilinidiales, Mytilinidiaceae. Bases 325 to 792 code for a protein of 155 amino acids.